AUGAACCAGCCAGGCACGAGCUUACUUGGUAUGAAGCAACUGGACAUGAACCAACCAAGCACAAGCUUACCUGACACCAACCAACUGGGUCAACUAGGCAUGAGGCAACCAGGCCUGUGCCAAAUAAGCAUGAGGCAAUCUGGCACAAGGCAAGCAGUCCUGAGCCAAUCAGGCAUGAAGCAAACAGGCAUGAGCCAAUCAAACUCAAGCCAAUCAGGCACAAGUCAGCCAGGCCUGAGUCAACUGCAACCAGGCCCGAGCCAAUCAAUCAUGAGUCAACUAGGCCCGAGCCAAUCUGGCACAAGCCAAACAUGCAUGAGCCAAUCAGGCAGGAGCCAACUAGGAAUGAGCCAGCCAAGUCUGAGGCAACCAGGCAGGAGCCAAUCAAGCAUGAGGCAACCAAGUGUGACUUCUUUUCGAGUAAGACCUGCGGAGGCUCGAGACUGCCCGGAAAUCCUGCAUCUAAUUAAAGAAUUGGCUGCCUGUGAAAACAUGCUAGAUGCAGUGAAGUUAACAUCAAAGGAUUUACUCAGGGAUGGCUUUGGGGACAAUCCCCUUUUCUACUGUCUGAUUGCAGAAGUACACAAUCAUCAAAAACCAUCAGGUAAAGUGACUGUUGGAUUUGCCAUGUACUACUUUACAUAUGACCCCUGGAUUGGCAAGUUACUUUACCUAGAGGACUUUUAUGUCAUACAAGCUUACCGAGGUCUAGGUAUUGGAGCUGAAAUGCUGAAGAGGCUAAGUCAGAUAGCCAUCAGAAGCCAGUGUAACUGCAUGCACUUUCUUGUUGUCAUUUGGAACCAGGCUUCUAUCGACUACUACACUCGUCGAGGGGCUUUAGACCUUUCUUCCGAGGAGGGCUGGCAUCUGUUCAGGUUUAACAGAGAAGAACUCAUGGACAUGGCAGGGGAAAAGUGAAAGGUGACUUAUCACUUGUCCCAAUAUAGGCUCCAACAUCUGAAUGUCGCCUGAGUCCAACAGCAGUUUGACUGUCGUAUAAUACAGCAAGUGAACAACUC
Messenger RNA from Dama dama (fallow deer), 1019 nucleotides. RefSeq names its product spermidine/spermine N1-acetyl transferase like 1 (gene SATL1). NCBI's taxonomy places the organism in Eukaryota, Metazoa, Chordata, Mammalia, Artiodactyla, Cervidae. Gene Ontology annotation, molecular function: N-acetyltransferase activity. The transcript has 6 exons. The coding region runs from base 1 to 918 and encodes 305 amino acids. Gene Ontology annotation, cellular component: cytosol. The record is from RefSeq and is a predicted model, not a curated record.